GUUUUGUUUACUUCCGGGUUGUCGCUGCAGAGAACACCAACGCCCUGAACACCGAGCAAAGCGGAUUAAAGUCCUGCAGAGAUGGCAGAGGAGGCAGAAGACGAAAUACCCGAGUCUGGGGCAGUUUUCACGUUUGGAAAGAGUAAGUUUGCUGACGACAUGCCCAGUGUGUUCUGGCUGAAGAACGACGUUCCUGAGAGGAUCGCCUGUGGAGAUGAGCACAGUGCCUUGGUCACAGGAAACGGGAAGCUCUUCAUGUUCGGCAGCAACAACUGGGGCCAGCUGGGCCUGGGCUCCAAGCAGACGGUACAGAAGCCCACCUGUGUCAAAGCUCUGAAGGGUGAGAAGGUCCGGCUGGUGGCGUGCGGACGGAACCACACUUUGAUCAGCACCGAGCAGGGACACGUGUUCGCCUGCGGCGGGAACGGCGAAGGCCAGCUGGGACUCGGCGACUGCGAGGAGCGGACCGCCUUCCAGAGGAUCGGCUUCUUCCAGGCGCACGGACCGAUCAAGAUGCUGGCUGCCGGGUCCAACACCUCCGCCGCCCUGACAGAGGGCGGGAAGCUGUUCAUGUGGGGCGAGAACUCUGAGGGUCAGAUUGGGCUGGGGAAGCGGAGCCAGGCGACCCGGCCGCUGGAGGUCAGCGUGGGCCGGCCGGUCAGCUGGGUGUCCUGCGGGUACUACCACUCCGCUCUGGUGACAGCGGACGGAGCGCUGUUCACCUUCGGGGAGCGGGACAGCGGGAAGCUGGGGCUGCGGCCGGAGCGGCUGGCCAGACACCGGGUCCCGCAGCGGGUGGAGAGCAUCACGGAGCCGGUGCUGCAGGUGGCCUGUGGCGGCAGCCACACGGUGGCGCUAACAGACGGCAGCGGCGUCUACUCGUUUGGCCUGGGUCAGUUCGGCCAGCUGGGCCUUGGGACAUUUGUGUUCGAGUCGCAGCUGCCACGCCCCGUCCAGCGCUUCCAGGCGGGCCGGCCAACCCGGGUGACCUGCGGGGAGAGCCACACUGCCAUUCUCACAGACACGGGGCUGCUGUACUCGUUUGGCGACGGCCGACACGGGAAGCUGGGCCUGGGCGACCAGAACUUCACCAACCAUUUCCACCCAGCCGUGGUUCCCCGCUUCCUGCCGCUCGCCGUCCAGGCCGCGGCGUGCGGAGGUUGCCACAUGGUGGUUCUGGCCCGGCCCAGAGGACCCGGCUGCUCCGCCAUCACGCUGGAGGACGCCGCAUUCGAUUUCCUGGGGGAACCGACCGCCACACUGCAGCGCAGCCUCUCCGCCCGGGUCCGCCGCAGGGAACGGGAGCGAUCUCCAGAGCAGUUUGGACCCGCGGCCCACUCGCUGCCCGCCAGAACCUCGGGCGUCCUGCAGAUGGCACUUCCUGCCUCGGGCCAACCGGACCAGAACCAACUGAACAAGAACCAUGGGCCGGUUCUGCUGGCUCUGUCCGAACUGGACCAGAACCAGCUGAGCCACAGGCCGGUUCUUAACGGGACCCAGCACUUCGGCACAGACGGCGUUCAUCAGGGGCAGACAGGGGGCGAUGUGGAGAGCCUGACAGACUGCGACAGCGUGAGAGGACUGGGAGAAACCACUGACUUCCUGAACCUGACUCAUGUGAUGAAGAUGGAUCCCAGCGACAAAACACUCAGCCUGUCUCCACUGUUGAAGGAUGCGGUGGAGACCGCUGAGGAAGACGAGGACAGAGCUGGUGAUGAAGAGGAGACUGGGACAUCUUCGUCAGCAGAGAGUCCACUGAACGCAGAGCCAGCUUCACACCCAAUUGGCAGGGAGCCUGGAGGAGCCACGCCCCCUGAAUGCUCUUCACCUGGAGGAGCCGAGGUCAGAGGUCACAGCCCCGCAGCAGAGCAGUCAGGAAGUGAAGCCAAAGCAGCCAAUGGGGAAGCGGAGCUCCUCUCCGACAGUCGAUCAGGCUCCAGCAGGAAGCUGGCCGUUUUCAGACAGCUGUCCUCGUCCAGGUCCAGACAGGUGGACUCGACGCGCUCUGGAGCCUGCAGCCUGCUGUAGGGAACCAUCAAACAUCUGGGCCGGGUCAGCGGCGCCACCGGCAGGACAGGAGCAGAACUGCAGCUCAGCUUGGUGACUUCCUGACACUCCAGAACCAUCAGAACCUUGCAGAACCACCAAACCCUUACAGAACAUCCAGAACUUUCCAGAACGACCAGAGCCUUACAGAACAUCCAGAACCUUCCAGAACCCCCAGAACCUUACAGAACCCCCAGAACCAAUGUUCUGACAGUUAGGUCCACACUCUGACAGGGUUCUAUUCUGUGGAAGGUUCUGACCCGGUUCUGUUGAACCGGACCUGCUGCUCCUCUCUCUGUAGGAAACAUUUCUGCUAAUCUCAGGAUCAUUUCAGCCUCUAAUAACUGUUCAGAUUAGGAUUAAAUCGGCCUUCAACUCACUGUUUAAAGGAAUGUUCCCCCUAAAACAGAAAAACAUCCUGACCAGAAUCAAGCGUUAUAAAGUUCAAACCAAAACAAGAGACAAGUCCCAAAAACAAAUUAUAAGGAAAUGAAAUAAAACAUGAAAUACUUGCAAAUAUUGGAGAACAUUUA
Molecule: messenger RNA, 2579 nt
Organism: Xiphophorus couchianus (Monterrey platyfish)
Lineage: Eukaryota; Metazoa; Chordata; Actinopteri; Cyprinodontiformes; Poeciliidae
Product: X-linked retinitis pigmentosa GTPase regulator-like
Exons: 16
Coding region: 82-2028 (648 amino acids)
Source: RefSeq, a predicted model, not a curated record